AAUGUUCAUCCUGGAUCCAUGUGUCCAUGCUUUGAGUUUUGUUGUUUAGGUAAAGUAGUCAUAAGAUAGAAGGAAAAUUCAGUGAUAGAUAUUGAAGGCUUGAAGGAAUAUUAUUAAGUAUGCAGGUACCACCAGUUUUUAUUGAUAUGUCCCCUGAGGAUCAGGCUCAAGAACUUCGAGUAUACCUGAAAGGCCUGGGAGCAGAGAUUUCAGAAGAUAAAUCUCCAAAAGGAAUUGAGGAUGAUUUACAUAAAAUAAUUGGUGUUUCUGAAACUUGCUUCAAAGAGGGACAGGAAACUGAAGUAGAGAUGGUGUUGAAUGAUAUUGUAUCAAUAAUGGUCUUGAUUCCCUUGGAGAGAUCGGAAAAUUUGAUAUUGGCUUUUUGUGAGAAAUUAACGAAGGCCCAGGGCACCAAAUUGAGUAUUAUUUGUUUGAGAGCUUUAUGGCUUUUAUUCCAAUCUUUAGAUGAUCGUUCACCCAUGCGAUAUCCUGUGUAUUACCAUUUAAUUCAAAUUGCUAAGAUAACUGAUUCUGUCAAACUUGUUUACCAAGAUAUUGAUCAUCUCAAACAACAAUUCGCGAAGUGUCCUCCAUCAAGUGAUCAGCUUCAAAAAUUGUACAGACUCCUUCAUGAAGUAUUACUCAAGAGUAAUCAAAGUGAGCAAGCGGCAAUGGUAAUGAUCGAGCUCCUCGGAACUUAUACUGACAAAAAUGCAUCCCAUGCAAGAGAAGAUGCCAUCCGAUGCAUAGUUUCAGCUUUGGCUGAUCCCAAUACAUUCCUUUUGGACCCCUUAUUAUCUCUGAAACCAGUGAGCUUUCUUGAAGGCGAGUUGAUUCAUGAUUUGCUGAAUAUCUUCGUUAGUGAAAACCUUGCAACUUACUUGGAGUUUUACAAGGAGCAUAAGGAGUUUGUUACUUCCCAAGGUUUGAAUCAUGAUCAGAACAUGCAGAAGAUGCGGUUACUAUCAUUCAUGCAAUUAGCCGAGAGUAACCAGGAGAUCUUAUUCGAAAUGAUUGAGAAAGAGUUACAGAUCCGACCAGAUGAAGUUGAGAGUUUUAUAAUUGAGGUAUUGAAAACAAAAUUAGUACGUGCCCGAAUGGAUCAAUCAGCCAAAAAAAUAUAUGUGUCGAGUACAAUGCAUAGAACAUUCGGUAGAGCACAAUGGCAACAGCUACGAGAUUUGCUCCACUCUUGGAGAGGCAACUUGAGCUCGGUUCAAGAAGGUAUGAAAAGUGUUACAGCUGCUCAACUGGAAUUAAUAAAUCAGCAAUGAUGUAUAUUGAAGUGUUGAAUAAAAGUUAUCCAC
Phaedon cochleariae (mustard beetle) is the source of this 1307-nucleotide messenger RNA. Lineage: Eukaryota; Metazoa; Arthropoda; Insecta; Coleoptera; Chrysomelidae. The record is from the annotation of a GenBank genome assembly.